Mizuhopecten yessoensis (Yesso scallop) is the source of this 3064-nucleotide messenger RNA. Its product is annotated as major royal jelly protein 1-like. Lineage: Eukaryota; Metazoa; Mollusca; Bivalvia; Pectinida; Pectinidae. The record is from RefSeq and is a predicted model, not a curated record. The coding region runs from base 36 to 1439 and encodes 467 amino acids. The transcript has a single exon.
UACAUUUUGUAACUAUUUCUUAAAUUUCGUUCGAGAUGGAACUACUGAAAUGUUGUGUGUCCCUCGUUGUAAUUAUCUUGGUUACCAAUAUCCAUUAUUCAUUGUCACUAAGUCAAAAUGAGUGCAAUGAUCCGCAAAUUAUACAUAAAUUCACGGUAAUUGAUUACGAUUGGUCCAGCGAUGCGGCGCGUGAAGAUGCGAUUGAAAGCGAAGAAUACAUUCCUAACAAUAACAUUAUCUCUGGAAUGAAAGUCUAUGGUGACGAUGUUUACGUCACUGUUCCAAGAUGGCGGCUCGGCGUACCAGCGACCCUUAAUAAGAUUGCUGUUAAAAACGGGACGUCGGUAUUACAGGCGUUUCCUAGCUGGGACAUGCAAGAGCUGGGAAACUGUCACGCCUUGCAGUAUGUGGAAGGUAUGGAGAUUGAUCCGAACACGGGCUGGAUGUGGAUAAUUGAUACCGGAAGAAUCAACUUUCUGUCAACUGAUUGUACUGAAACAGAAAAUCUAUGUCCUGCUAAAAUUGUCGUGUAUGAUAUAAAUACAAUGGAGGAGGUCACUCGACAUGAAUUCCCAAAUGAGGUUGUGAAUCGUAAAACAAAUUUCCUAAAUGAUAUCGUUAUCCAAUAUAGCGACAAUGAGCCUCGAUUUGCCUACAUAUCCGAUACUUUUGACUUCCGGUUGGUAGUAUAUGACCGUAUACAGAACGUUUCACAUUUUCAUUCUCACCCAUCUAUGUUGCCGGAACCCGGAAACGGAAAUAUCACCAUCUUUGGGGAAAUAUUUGAGGUCGCUGCUGGUAUCAAUGGUAUCGCAAUGUCACAUGACAUGCAGUAUCUAUACUACGCUCCGGUUUCCGGUUACGCGUUGUAUCAGAUCCCCACAAGCGUGACCUCCAUCCCAGGGUCAGAUUUCGCGGGAUCCGUUCGGAAGGUUGGAAAUAGACCGUCCCAGACAGCUGGCAUGACUUAUAGCAGGAAAAACUUCCUCUACUUCGCGUCUCUUGCUGAAAACGCAAUCUACAGAUGGAACAUCGAAUAUGAUCAAUCGUUACAGGGGUUAGAUAAUUUCAAUGACGUGGAAAUGAGAACUCUAACAAAUUUCAUGUCUGACGACAAAUGUAUGAACUUCGUUGAUAUUUUUAACUUUGACACUGAGGGUUUCCUGUGGUUUUCUGUUAACAAAUUACACAAAUUUCAUUUGAAUUCCAUGGAUUUUACUGGCAGUAGUGGAGCUAACGUUCUCAUAUGGAAAAUCCACGUUGGAGAUGCUGGAUAUCUGGAUCGAAGGGAGGAAACCACAACGGCAAGCGUCGUCAUGGAAACAACGCCGAAUGUCAUUGAAACGACAACAGGUGGCGCUGGAGUUGUAACUACCCAAGGAUCAACAUUUUAUUUGUUCAGUGUAUUCUUACUGUACGUACUGUCAGCGUCAAAUUAACUUAUGUAGAUCCGAUACAAUUUAAAAUGCAUCGCGCUUUCGACACAGCAUUUAGCGAAUAUGUAUAUUAUUGUAUUUGGAACAGAAAGUAGAUAAGUCGAAUUCACUUAAAUGAUCCGUAUUGUCUGAAAAAGAAAUUAUGAUCAACCAAUAGUUUGGCUUUGUUGGUUCUUUAUGACCGAAAUGACGAUAUUUUUGUUGUUGAAUUAAAUAAAGUAGAACAUGCUAAAUAAUGUUACUAUGUAAUUGGAUUGUUUCAAUACAACAAAUCUAAAGUGAUAUAGUACUAAUGUUGGCGGUUAUUUUAGCCAGACACAUUUACCGUUUGAAUCUAUCUAUUGUUACAUGUACGAGUGUAGCUAGUGUUACUUUUGCGUGUGACUAUCGUUCCUCCCCUUCAGAUUGGGGAUUGAAAUGAGAAUAAACCUGCUGCUUCCGACAGUAUGUAGCAGGAGUAAACAACUGUGGAAACCCCCUGCAUUAUUGGGGACUUACUGUUGUGCCCUCAAAUGUUUGAUGGGGUUUAAGUGAUAACUGCUCUGAUUGAUGGUACAUGUAUAUAAGAGGAAAAAUACAUGAACUUUGCUGGCUGCUGAUAGGAGAAUCGAAACAGCAUAUCGCAUAAGGUGCAUUGUUGAAACACAAAUAAUAUCAAUAUUUAUAUAUAUAUGUAUAUAUAUAAUCUAUUUUGUUCAGUUUGUAAAUACAUUUCUAGUUUAGUAGUCUUUUUUAGCUUAAUAGGAAAUAUUUAACUGUAUGAAGCUUACAAGCUGACUAGUUUGAAGUAAUGAUAGAUUGAAGUACACAAUAGAGAGUUUGGGCUAAAACUACCAUUUCGUUGGCGAGAGAUUUAGCUAAAUUAGAACAGCGUACGUACUUACACAUUAACUGCUUAGAUCAAAUAGAACAGCGUUAAUACUUAACAUUUUUGAUAAAAUAUUGGAGACAUGUAUCAGUUCAUAUUCUAUCAUUACAUGUAUCAUACUUUUUAUUCUUAGUCAUAGCAAGAUGUUGGAAUUAAGGCGUUACCUUACAUGAAGUAUAUUCUUAAGUUACAUAUAGCCCGGAUGUAAGUCGAAUAAUGACGAAUACGAGUGGAAACGUCUUUGAUUCGUUCACCGUUACAUUAGAGAAACUGUAUUUUACAUGUUGUAUUUUUAUCCUUGUUUUCUUUUUCUUUUAUUAUUAUUUUACUAAAUCUUUUAAGACAAUUGGUUUUCUUUUUAUGAUAAUAUUUACUUGAAAAGAAAGUUAAUUUAAUCAACCAAGUACGUUUAUAUAAAGACGUCUACCCGGAAAAGGUUAACCGUAAACAGUGCUUCCAAUUAUGUGCAAUACAUUUUGUCUAGUUCCAGGUAAUAAUAAAAUAAUUUUAAAUGGAGCCAAGAAGGAGAGGAGGAAAGAAAGGGAGUGUAUAUUAAUGUAUGUCAAUAUAUUAACGGUAUAAAUCAAGACUGACCUACAUAAACCUCCCCACCCCCUACCGGUAUACCAGAGGAGGUCAAGGUAGAGUUUGAUUUAUAUACUUGUGAUUCUGAUGUGUAUCCUGUUUUAUAUGUUCAUACGUGUACAUAUACCUGUACAACCUGUAUUCAUUUCAGUUAUUAAAUCUACACCCAUUUAAA